Molecule: messenger RNA, 1624 nt
Organism: Neoarius graeffei (lesser salmon catfish)
Lineage: Eukaryota; Metazoa; Chordata; Actinopteri; Siluriformes; Ariidae
Gene: rfk
Product: riboflavin kinase
Exons: 4
Coding region: 323-802 (159 amino acids)
Biological process (GO): FMN biosynthetic process; riboflavin biosynthetic process
Cellular component (GO): mitochondrion
Molecular function (GO): riboflavin kinase activity
Source: RefSeq, a predicted model, not a curated record
AAAAAAAUUCUCAUUACGCUCUCUGCUGGGUUCCAGUAGAUCGGCGAGUGUAGACAUCUUUAGAUCCGUGUAAAUGUUGUGAUACAGUUAGGGAACUCUUUUGGCGCUCACUACAGACGGCGGCUGAUUGUUUUAUUGUCUGUAUUUAGGGUGUGUUGUGAAUUCAGCCAUAUUGCGUAGUGAACUCUAGAAGAAUCCACAGCACAGGGUCAUCGGUGCGCGUGACGUUUCCUGCCGGUGUUUUAACAGUAGGUGGACAGAAAGAGGAUUAGCUAGCUACAGUAGCAUCAGUUAUUAACUUCAGUCUGAGUUAAUCGCGGAUAUGAGGAGUCUGCCGUAUUUCUGCCGAGGACCAGUGAUUCGAGGAUUUGGACGAGGAAGCAAAGACCUGGGAAUCCCGACAGCAAACUUCCCCGAGUCUGUAGUGGACAGUCUGCCGUCUGACAUGAGCACAGGCAUCUACUAUGGCUGGGCACGCGUGGACAACGGAGAUAUCCACAAGAUGGUGAUGAGCAUUGGCUGGAACCCCUACUAUAAAAACGUCAAGAAAUCCAUGGAAACGCAUUUGUUCCACAAUUUUAAGGAGGAUUUCUACGGUCAUAUGUUAAGUGUUGCAAUGGUGGGGUACAUUCGCCCAGAAAGAGGAUUCAGCUCACUAGAAGAACUGAUCGCAGCGAUUCACAGUGACAUUGAAGAGGCAAAAAGACAGUUGGACCUGCCUGAGCACAUAAAACUGAAGGAAGACACGUUUUUCAGGACGUCUAUAUCCACAACAACCGACCAGAUCUUGAACGGUCACUAAAUGGGACUUGUCACUUGAUCGAGUUUCCCAUACUUCAGUUUUAUGGGGUUGAAACCACUAACACAGGCAUUAUUUUUGCACUAUAGCAUCUUUCAGAGAGGUUUACACGUUAAUUUGAGUGGUGCAGACACUGAUUUGUCUUGGACAUGCAAGCCAAGGUUAUCCCUUUUUAUAGAUGAAGAAACGUGGAGUUUCAGCAGUUGGGUUGCACUGGUUUUCAUAAAGGAAUGAAGUUACCUCAAGUUCAGACCACCAACAAACAGAUGGUUCCCAAGCUGAGAAACUAGGAACUUUCAUGACCGAGUUAAGGUCUUUUAGAUCACUGAUAUCAGAGUGUACAGUCCAAGGGAUAUCUGAAAUUAGUCAUAUGCUUGGCUUCUUAUUGAAUCCUUUCUGCGGAUGAUGACUUGCUGUAAAAUUUUCUUCAUGGGUUGUGAUUUUUUUACUUGAAUAGUGCAGUUUGAUUUUAACAGAGCUAAUCUACAUUUUAAAAAUGAAGAUGCUACGGUACAUUGGCUGGUCCUAUUUUUUUUUUUAAAGUUAAUUUAUAGCUCAUGGAAUAUAGAGGUCAGUUUGUCUCCAAGUAUUAACCCAGGUCUCAGUCUACGAAGCUAACUGACAGCUUCUUAUUAACCUGUUAGGCUGGUCACUUGAACGGAAAUGGUUUAAUCCAAACCUCAGUAGCUCAUACACACAACUAUAAAUAAAGAUAAUCAACUUGGACCUGAAGUGUUGUGAUGUUGGUGGAAAGCUUUAUGAUUCUGAUAAAAAGGCAAAAUAUAUAUUAUUGCACACAUUUAAAGAACACUCAUAAAAUAAAUU